This is a messenger RNA of Corylus avellana, 2513 nucleotides long. RefSeq names its product kinase with adenine nucleotide alpha hydrolases-like domain-containing protein. Gene Ontology annotation, molecular function: protein kinase activity; ATP binding. Gene Ontology annotation, biological process: protein phosphorylation. The record is from RefSeq and is a predicted model, not a curated record. Lineage: Eukaryota; Viridiplantae; Streptophyta; Magnoliopsida; Fagales; Betulaceae.
UGCUGUUUGGCGGUUUUCAUAUUUAAAACAUGUUUGGCUCCAACAACAUGUUGCCACAACACAUGCACCUUUUAGGGAUUGAAAUGAUCCGUUCAAGAACUGGCAAGAUUAGUGGUCAGAACAGUUCAAGAAGGAACAGAAUUUAUAGAUGUUUUGAGAAAUUGAAAGAGAUUGAUUAGAGGGAAAGAAAAUACAAUGACAGUUGAGGAGGAACAAAAGGCUGUUGUGAAGAAAAAUGUAUUGGUUGGCAUUCAAAUGGACAGCCAUAGCAGAGAGCUGCUCAGCUGGGCUCUUGUGAAAGUAGCUGAGCCUGGAGAUUGCGUGGUUGCAGUUCAUGUUUGUCGAAGUUCUGAUCAGGCUUCAAAAAACAAGAACUUGUUGGAUGGUUAUUUAGAAGUUUAUGAAGGCCUUUGUAGUGUAAAGAAGGUUGAUCUCAGCGGUCAGAUAUUCACAGGAAGUUCAGUGAGAAAGGUUCUGGUGAGAGAGGCAAAGAGCCAUGCUGCUGUGGCUGUAGUUGUAGGGAUAAGCAAGCAAAGCGCUCUCGGGGGUUGGGCUUCCAUGGCGAAAUAUUGCACCAAGAGAUUGCCUUCAACGACCGAUGUUUUGGCUAUCCACAAUGGGAAAAUUGUCUUCAGAAGGUUCACCAAUAGCCAACUACCAGGCCUUAAAGGAGAUCCAAAACCAAAUUUGAGUGUAAUGCAAGUUCCCACUUCCAAAGAAUGCCAAUCUGAAUUUGGUGACUCUGAGACAGAGUCACAGAUAUCCACUUCUAAAGUGGUUCAAAACUCAAUUGAUGAAGACUUGAAGGAUGAAGUUUUCAACCAUGCCUGCAAAAGCAACCAACUUUCUUUGAGAUCGACUUCUUUAUAUGCAGGAGACCGUUCGGAGCAAAGCCAGCUUGGUUGGCCGUUACUCCGCAGAGCUAGUUCAUCAAGUCCACGAGCCCCACAUGGAAGGAACAUGUCUGUGGUGCAGUGGGUAAUGAGCUUACCAGAUCGUUCCCCACAGCUAAGUCCUCAAUGUUCAACUAUUGAAGAGAGCCCAUUUGAAGGAGAUAUCAAUGACAUUUUGGAUGAGAGUACUGAAACAGGUGUAUCUGCUUUGUUUGAGCUACCAAAAGGUUUGGAGCAUCUCCUCAAAACAGACUCAUCAGUUUGCAAAUGGUUCGGUCAUGAGGUUCUGAAAACUUCAACUUCUCAUUUCUCCUCAGAAAAUAUGAUUGGGAAAGGAGGUUGUAACCGUGUAUAUAAGGGGAUUCUCCCAGAUGGCAAGCCAGUGGCAGUAAAGAUUCUGCAAUCAAGCAAAGAAGCAUGGAAGGAUUUCGCACGUGAAGUUGAUAUCAUCUCCUCAUUGAAGCACAAACACAUCACGGCCUUGCUUGGGGCUUGCAUGGAAGAUAAUGCUCUAAUCUCGGUUUAUGACUUCUUUCCUAGAGGAAGCUUAGAGGAAAACCUACACGGUAAAAGCAAAGAUAAAUCCAUAUUAUCAUGGGAAGUGAGAUUUAACAUAGCUGUUGGGAUUGCUGAAGCUCUAAAUUACCUGCAUAAUGAAUGUUCUCGGCCUGUUAUUCAUAGAGACGUCAAGUCUUCAAACAUUCUUCUCUCCAACGGGCUUGAACCACAUUUAUCUGACUUUGGGCUCGCGAUUUGGGGACCGACAAAUUCUUCGUUUGUGACUCAACGCGAUGUAUUAGGAACAUUUGGUUACCUUGCUCCUGAAUAUUUCAUGUAUGGGAAAGUAAGUGACAAGAUUGAUGUGUAUGCAUUUGGUGUAGUGCUUCUUGAAUUGAUUUCAGGAAGAAAACCAAUUAGCUCCGAGACUCCCAAAGGACAAGAGAGCUUGGUCAUGUGGGCAAAGCCAAUAAUAGAGAGUGAAGAUGUAAAAGGUAUAUUGGAUCCAAACUUGGAUGGAAAAUAUGAUGAGGUUCAGCUGCAGAGAAUGGUUCUUGCAGCAACACUAUGCAUCACACGGGCAGCUAGGCUUCGGCCUAAAAUGAGCCAGAUGCUAAAGCUCCUAAAAGGAGAUAAAUAUGUCGAAGGUGAUCCAAAGGACUUGGAAAGCCAGGACAAUAAUGACGAUGAGGUUUAUCCAAAUUCUAGUGCAGAGUUACAUUUGAGUCUUGCAUUGCUUGAUGUUGACGAUGAUUCCACAUCAUAUAGUAGUCUGGAGCAGAGAAACAGUCUUUCUUCAGAAGAAUACUUGAAAGGAAGAUGGAGCAGAUCAUCCAGCUUUGAUUAGCUUUAGUUGUACUUUCCAAAAUACUUCUUUUGUUGCAAACAAAAAAGAGGGCUAAAACUAAACUUUGUCAGAUGAGUAGUUUUUACUGUACAGUUGAGGAAAAAAAUGUUGGCACCCGACUGUGAGGUGGUUUAUAGAUGUAAAAUGUAAAAGUCCCAUUUAAUGUGAUAUUAUGAUAGGAUCAGCCCUUUACUUAUCAACAGCUAAAUGUCACAGAAUCUUGAGACAAACUUCAGAAUUUUGUAAAAGUUGAGCUUGUGAUGCUUAAUGGCCAA